This is a messenger RNA of Morone saxatilis (striped sea-bass), 988 nucleotides long. Its product is annotated as myosin light chain 4-like. The coding region runs from base 99 to 707 and encodes 202 amino acids. Gene Ontology annotation, cellular component: myosin II complex. The transcript has a single exon. NCBI's taxonomy places the organism in Eukaryota, Metazoa, Chordata, Actinopteri, Moronidae. The record is from RefSeq and is a predicted model, not a curated record. Gene Ontology annotation, molecular function: calcium ion binding.
AGGAGGUGACCCUCUGUGCUUGGGAAUCACUUCCAAUCCCUGCAGACUCUUGCUUGUUUCUCAGCAAGUACCAGCUAACCUCAGAAUCCCUUUACAACAUGGCACCAAAGAAGAUUGAACCAAAGAAACCCGAGCCCAAAAAGCCAGAGCCUAAGAAAGACGCGGCUCCAGCUGCUAAGCCAGCUCCUCCUCCAGAGCCACUGCCUGAGCCACCCAAGGAGCCUGAGUUUGAUCCUAAAAGCAUCACUCUCGAGUACAGUGCUGACCAGAUUGAGGAGUUCAAGGAGGCCUUCACCUUGUUCGACCGCACACCGACUGGAGAAAUGAAGAUCACAUAUGCCCAGUGCGGAGAUGUGAUGCGAGCUCUGGGCCAGAACCCUACUAAUGCAGAUGUGCUCAAAGUUCUUGGAAAACCACGGCCAGAGGACAUGAGCACUAAAAUGGUGGAUUUUGAGACCUUCUUGCCAAUGCUGCAACAUAUCUCCCGUGCAAAAGAUCAAGGCAACUUUGAGGAUUUUGUGGAGGGGCUCAGGGUUUUUGACAAGGAGGGCAACGGCACUAUCAUGGGAGCAGAACUGCGUCAUGUGCUGGCAACACUGGGAGAGAGGAUGACAGAAGACGAGGUGGACAGACUGAUGGCUGGGCAAGAGGAUGCCAAUGGGUGUAUCAACUAUGCCUCGUUUGUAAAGCAUAUUCUCUCUGGGUGAAAGGGACAUUUAACCAUAAAGACUUAAUUGUACCUCUAUUUUCUCCACCUUCUGGAUCCUUGCUAAACUUUCCUAUGUCCAUUUAGAGGUGAGCAUGUCACUUUGUCUGUGACAUUAUUUUGCUGUCAAAAGCAGUUAAUGUUCAGUGAAAAAAUGUUGGCCCCAAGACCUAUGAUUAGUUCUUUUUAAUAAGCAGUCUGAAAUAUAAUGGAAUGCCAGUGAGAUAAGGAUAUGGACAUCCAUAAAGAAAAUUCCAUUAAUAAAAGAAAUAUGAUUACAAA